AUGGCUCUGCUCCUUUGCUGUGCCUGGAUUUUUAUCCUCCUCCUUCCUGGCCUCUCAGAUGGAGGCAAACUCCUGGUGAUGCCCAUGGAUGGAAGCCACUGGCUUAGCAUGAGGCCAGUGGUUGAAAAGCUCACCGAGAGAGGACAUGAAGUGGUGGUGCUUAUACCAGAAGUAAGCUGGCGGAUGGGAACAGCACAGGCAUACACGGUGAAAACGUACCCUGUCUCUUACACGCUAGAAGAGCUGGAUAAUGCCUUUCAUGAAUACGUUGCCACCCACCUGAAGGACCUGCCUUUCCCACUGAAUGUUCUAGCGCUGUACAACAGCUCAGUGCACGUUUUCAAUGUGCUCUUUGUUCAGUGCAAGAACCUGUUCAGCAACAAGGAGACCCUGCAGUACUUGAAUCAAAGCAACUUCGAUGCUGUCCUAACAGACCCCAUUUUUAUGUGCGGAGCAACACUUGCUCAUUAUUUUUCUCUUCCAUUUGUGUUCUUCAUGAGAGGAUUUCCUUGCAACUUACACUAUGAAGCACCACAGUGCCCAAGCCCUCUGUCCUACACCCCGAGGCUUUUUACCUUCAACUUAGACCACAUGACUUUUUUCCAGAGGGUGGAAAAUGCACUGGUUUCCCUCCUGGAGCUUGUGUACUGCAACGGUUUCUAUGGAGAUGCGAUAAAGUUUUCCUCUGAAGUUCUUCAGAGAGAUGUAUCCCUGUUAGAACUCCUGAAUUCGGCUUCCAUUUGGCUUCUGAGAUUUGACUUUGUGUUUGAGUUCGUCAGACCAGUGAUGCCCAACAUGAUCUUUAUUGGAGGUAUAAACUGUGCUCAGAGGAAACCAUUGUCUAAGAGCCUUUUGCACAACAAAGACAUGAUGCAGUAUUUGAGAGAGAGCAAAUUUGAUCUGGUUUUCACCGAUCCAAUUCUGAUGUGCGGACCGAUAAUUGCUGAGUAUCUUUCAGUUCCUUCCGUCUACUUUUUGCGGGGAUUUCCCUGUGGUAUGGAUUUUGAAGCUACUCAGUGUCCCAACCCUCCUUCCUAUGUCCCCAGACUCUUCCUAAAUAAUUCAGAUAGCAUGACAUUUGCUCAACGUGUGAAGAACAUGCUGGUCCAUAUGCUGGAGUUCGUUUACUGUAAGCCUGUAUUCGCUCAAUUUGAAGACCUUGCAUACGAGAUUUUUCAAAAGAAAGUGACAGCUACAGACCUUCUAAGCCGUGGAUCUGUUUGGCUAAUGAGAUACGAUUUUGUGUUUGAGUUCCCGAGACCUGUGAUGCCAAACAUGGUUUUUAUUGGAGGGAUAAACUGUGGUCAGAAGAAAAAACUGUCUCAGGUAAAAAAUUUUGGUUUUAUUGAAUAG
Eurypyga helias (sunbittern) is the source of this 1353-nucleotide messenger RNA. RefSeq names its product UDP-glucuronosyltransferase 1-6-like. The transcript has 2 exons. Gene Ontology annotation, molecular function: UDP-glycosyltransferase activity. The record is from RefSeq and is a predicted model, not a curated record. The coding region runs from base 1 to 1353 and encodes 450 amino acids. Lineage: Eukaryota; Metazoa; Chordata; Aves; Eurypygiformes; Eurypygidae.